CCUGCGGCUACGGAUGGCAACAUGGCGACAGAGUUCCACAAUCUGCAGGAGUUGAGGCACAGUGCGUCUCUGGCUAAUAAAGUCUUCAUCCAGAGAGACUACAGUGAAGGAACUACCUGCAAGUUCCAGACCAAGUUUCCAUCUGAGCUGGAGAGCAGGAUUGAGCGGACAUUGUUCGAGGACACUGUGAAAACACUAAAUACCUACUAUGCUGAGGCAGAAAAGAUAGGGGGCCGGUCUUACCUGGAGGGCUGUCUGGCCUGUGCUACAGCAUACCUUAUCUUCCUCUGCAUGGAGACACGUUACGAGAAGGUGUUAAAGAAGAUCGCAAAGUAUAUCCAGGAGCAGAAUGAGAAGAUCUAUGCUCCCCGAGGGCUGCUUAUCACAGAUCCUAUAGAAAGGGGAAUGCGUGUUAUAGAGAUUUCCAUCUAUGAAGACCGGGGCUCCAGCGGCUCUAGCUCAGGGAGCAGCUCUGUGUCUGGCAGCACUGCUCGAUGACUGGGUACCUCCUCACAACCAUGUCUGCCUGAUCAUCCACAACCCUGAAAGACGACUUAGGACAAUGAUAGAACUCCUGCUCCAACACUUAAUCCGCACAUCCCUGAAGCUGCGCUCACACAAAGGAUUAACUGAUUUUGUGCCAACAGUAAAAUUGUUCACGCUUCUUCCACUGUAUCUACUUAAAAUGCACACUUUAAUUGUUUUUUGCAAUGUGAAUGUGCUUACAAGUUUGUUAAGUGUAGGAUGCCUCAGUGGGGGCUCAAAAAAGUCACUUUACUGGUAAAACUUUGUGUGAUCGUACCUUCAAUCCUUCUUGAGGUUGCCACAGCCCGUGUUAAAAGGAUGGAGGGAUGUGAUGGAGGAAGGGAAUGUGAGGGGAGGACAAAGGACCACAAACCUCUUCAAACCUCAUACCUCGCUCUAUCAUAUGCGGUCUACAGCCUGGCCCCGACCACAGUGGACCCACCAGAAAACUGGACUGAACUCAUCUCCACCUGCUCAGCUCACCAGGCACUGGCUUUAACUUUUUUUUUUUAAUCCGUAGCUCCUUAUCAAUGAAUGGCUUUUAGCAGAUGUAAGUGGACUGUUUAAGUAGCGCAUCAGAAAUUUCAGCUUCCCUGAGCCAACAUCAUGUGUAUAAAUAACCUUCUUCUCCCUCUCUGCUGAUGUUAAUCAUACCAUCUGGUAGCAGAUGGAUGUCAUUUAGCCUGACCAUGUGUAUUAUGUAGCAAAUCUUUCAUUUUCUCACAUGAAGCCUCUUAUUUAAUUUGUAAGAAAUUCAAACAUAGACGUGCACAAAUCCAAUCCUUGUGGUUUCAAUAGAUGAGACCAGCUCUUCCUAAUUUGUAAUUAUGCAAGACAUUCUUUGUAUUAAAAAGAGUAGACAAAGGAUGGGUGGAAAGUCUUCCUGAAUCGUACUUGUGGUGUUUAAAAUUUACUAACCCUUCCUUGUGUUCUGAACAAACUUCCAAAGAAUAACUACUGCCAAACUCUGGCUUAGAAAUGUGAAUGUCUCUAAUUUUGGUGGCAUUUUGUGCAGGAAUAAACUUUCGUACUGCUUAUUGUUUGAUACAUGUGGUAAUGAAGUACAUAUGACCAGUGUCAAUAAAACAAUUUCAUCACA
Messenger RNA from Cheilinus undulatus (humphead wrasse), 1624 nucleotides. RefSeq names its product golgin subfamily A member 7B-like. Lineage: Eukaryota; Metazoa; Chordata; Actinopteri; Labriformes; Labridae. The transcript is spliced from 5 exons. Gene Ontology annotation, cellular component: palmitoyltransferase complex. Gene Ontology annotation, biological process: peptidyl-L-cysteine S-palmitoylation; protein targeting to membrane. The record is from RefSeq and is a predicted model, not a curated record. The coding region runs from base 22 to 498 and encodes 158 amino acids.